Molecule: messenger RNA, 5245 nt
Organism: Haliotis rubra (blacklip abalone)
Lineage: Eukaryota; Metazoa; Mollusca; Gastropoda; Lepetellida; Haliotidae
Product: A disintegrin and metalloproteinase with thrombospondin motifs 3-like
Exons: 24
Coding region: 379-3525 (1048 amino acids)
Biological process (GO): extracellular matrix organization; proteolysis
Cellular component (GO): extracellular matrix
Molecular function (GO): metalloendopeptidase activity
Source: RefSeq, a predicted model, not a curated record
GGUGGGACGGACUGGCGUGUCCGUCACUAAUUCCCCGACCUGUGAAGCGGAACCUCCCCCCACGUGGUGCAUCAGUCAUCCAGAUUAUAGGGGUCUGCAACCACCUAGGCGUUACGCCCGCGUGAGCAGUGUCACCAUUGGAUAUGUGAGACGGCAUAUUAACCAUAUGAGAUAGAGUUUCCAAACGAGUAUAGUCUCUAGUUUCAAGCCGUGCCACGCGUACAGGCCUCAUUCUCCAGGAACGAAGGGGUGUACUAAGGGGACCCUCGCGCCAAACACUCCCAGCGUUCGACCGCCGAGCACACCUCGAGGGUGGAUAGACAAACAGGGCUAGCAGACAGACAGACAAGUGCAAAGGAAGAGUUGAGAGACUGACUGAUGAAAGCAACCCUAGCGAUGAAUACUUUCAUAUCAGUUCGGUGCUUCUUCUGUUUCCUAUGCGUUCUUGUGGUUGCGGUCACUGCCGAAGAGGAGUCCAAUGGAACUCGUCUGCCCUUCAAGCCCCCGUGCUCCGUCCAGAGAACGGAGAUUACGUUCCCUCACGUCAUAGACAAUCAUGGCAAACACGUUAAAUCAGAAAUCCCUGGUACAACAGAUCUACCCGGGGGCUUUUUCUUGGAGGUGUCAUGGCGAAAACAAAAGAUUCAGUUGGCUCUCUAUCAGUCGCAGAUCUCCACACCGAGGGCCGUCGCUGAAUGGGACGAAGGUAACCAGACUUUGGCUGAAGACAUUGAUGACAAGUGUUUCUAUCACGGUUAUGUCAAAGGUCAAAGGUCAUCCUACACGGCUGUCUCCACAUGCAGUGGCGUGGCUGGAUACAUACAGACAGAUGAUGAGAUCCUGUUUAUUGAACCAGCAGCAAGUCGUCAGGGAGACACUUCCUUGCAAGCUCACGUGAUUUACACAUGUGAAGAUAGGGAGCCGGCCAAUGAAACUCACCAGUGGGCGCCUAAAGAUUAUAAUGACGGCCAGAUGGAUGCCCACUGGAGGAAGAAGAGAGCUGCAAGGGGGAGAACGAAGUACCUGGAAGUGUUUAUGGCAGUGGCGCCAUCUACCGUCCAGGUCGUUGGAAAAAAGAAAAUCAAGACCUACGUCAUGACGUUAAUGAAUAUAGUUAACUCAAUAUAUCAACAUUCCAGUCUUGAUGUGGAUAUACGCGUGUCUCUAGUAAGGUUAAACUUACUUAAUGAUAGAACGGCCGACAGAGUGACAGUUAGACGGAAUGCUUAUCAAACAGUCAGGAAUUUCUGCGAAUGGGCAAUGUACCUGUAUAAGCCGUCAGAUCCACAGACCCACGACAUUGCAGUGUUGCUGACCAGAGAAGACAUAGGUCCAGCAGGUUACGCUCCUAUCACCGGUCUCUGUAACCCGAUACGUAGCUGUGCUGCUAUUAAGGAUGAAGGAUUUACGUCGGCCUUUAUUAUAGCCCAUGAGAUGGCACACGUGUUUGGUUUAUUCCAUGAUGGCCAUGGCAACCGUUGCCAUGGGCGCGAGUACCGAACAGCCAUAAUGGCGACUCUUGUGGAGUCCAAGCUGAACCACUAUUGGUGGUCAAUCUGCAGCCAAGAAAGGAUGAAGUCGCUGGUUAACUCUCUUUACUGCCUAUAUGAUGAUCCCUAUGAACUGGAAGGUCUGCCAGAAUUACCUGCAGCUAUAGGAAAGAACUGGUCGCUAAAUGAACAGUGCAUUCUGGAGUUCGGAGAACAGUUUUCAGUUUGUCGAGCUGAAUAUAAUUCGUUUUACGCAGACUCUUGCAACAUGCUCUGGUGCGGCGACUACCGCCGGCCUCAUCUAUGCCGGACCAAGAGGGGACCGCCAGCUCCCGGAACGCCCUGCGGUAGGGACAAGCAAUGUGUGAACGGUCGGUGUGAGUACGUUGGCAACCAGUCUCCAGUCAUUGGUCGGUGGGGAUACUGGUCAUCGUGGACACCGUGUUCUGGAGAGUGUGGCGUGGGACUUCGGUACCGUAGUCGGACAUGUGACAACCCAAGUCCUAAAUAUGGAGGCCGGGACUGUGAGGGCGGAAAGGACGAAAUGGGGACAUGCUUAAAUAAGAAAUGUUCCACGUACACCGACAUCCGAGCUGGAGAGUGUGAAGUGUGGGCCGAGAUGAACGUAAGACCUGGGAGACACACCUGGAAGCCCUUCCCAGCCAAAAACAAGGAGGAUUGGUGUAGACAAACCUGUAAGUCGGACAGGACUGGAGAGGUCGUCACCAUCGACAUCAACACUGAAGACGGCACUCCGUGUACAUACGACACCGACUUCAGUAUCUGCAUAGAGGGAAAAUGUUUUGAUGUGGGGUGUGACGGUGUGAUGAAUUCAACCAAGAAGAGUGACAGCUGCGGUGUUUGUGGUGGAGAUAACUCCUUCUGUAAAACCGUCACAGGAGAGUUCCUCAGAAGGCCUACUAAAGAAGAUGAAUAUGAACAAGUCGUGUUCCUUCCGCACGGAGCCCGGAAUGUGGAAAUAACCAAAACGGAAGAGUCACCGCAUUUCCUGGCAAUGAAGGACCCAGCACGAGGCGAUUAUUACAUGAACGGCAACGGGAAGCAGGAGGGCUCCAAACAGCUCGUGGCGGAGGGGGCGUUCUUCACAUACGCAAGGGGACAAACAUACGAAAGUCUGGUUUCCAGAGGGCCUUUGAAGAAAAACUUGGAGAUUAUGCUGUUUCCAGCCGGACACCUCGCACCUGCCUCCGUCACCUACGCCUACACGGUCAAUAAAGACGAUCACACUUUGGAGAAAACUAAGUAUAAAUGGAAAUUUACGAAAUGGUCGGAGUGUUCUGUAACCUGUGGCACAGGAGUUCAGACUAUCAUGCACGGGUGCUUCGACAAGAACACCGACGAGAAACUGAAUGACGAAAUGUGCAGCUUCCUAGACCUACCACGACAAGACCAGGCCACGUGCCACAGGGAGUCAUGUGACCAAAUACGGUACAUCUGGGCGAUGUUCAACAACUUCUCUGACUGCUCCGCCUCGUGUGGCGACCGUGGCUACAAGUUACAGAUGUACGGCUGUGAGAGGAACUACCCAAAUGCUUCAACUGAAUACGUCCCCCAUCACUUUUGCGAGAAGGUGGCGCCACCUAACGAGACAGUGGAGUGUAACCGAUUCCCCUGCAUGCUAAACUGGAGCGUCGGAGAGUGGAGUGAAUGUUCCAAGACGUGCGGAAUGGGGAUGCAGCAGCGGGAGGUGUGGUGCGGGGACCUCUACGACUGGAGUGAGGACGACGUCUGUGACGAGGAUAUACCCACUGCAGAGAAGAUAUGUAGCAAAGGCCCCUGCUUUCCUAAGCCGCCACCUUCGUGUAAGAAGGACAAAUACUCAUUCUGCGCGUACGCAUCAGUGAAGAAAUGCCGGUUUGCUGGCUUCCGGAACAUGUGCUGCAUGUCUUGCUACCAGGGCACAGGGGCCGCCUACAGACGCCACACCCGCAUGGCCAGGCAGAGGAGAAAGCUUAGGAUUAAAAGGAGAUUAAAGGCAAAACGCCAUGAAAAUCAUAUUCUAAAAUAUAACUAGAAAUAUACGUAUCCGUGUAAUGAAAAUAAUAUAUUUGAAUUACAUAUUAUAUGUAUGUUCAAAGAUAGCUGUGAUUUGGCUUAUUAACAUCCGAUAUGCUUCACAACAGUGCAGUUGGUGAAGUUUCAUGCUCAAAUAUGCUUCGUCAUAUUGUGGUAUUCUACGUGCUGAUAACUGGUGCUAGUAUCUAUGCAUUUUAAACAUGUGCAGCUACACACUUUCCUAUGCACACGCCCCACUUACACAUGAGAUGCUUGUUCGUAGCUUUUGUAAUGUAACAAAAGUUAUUAUAUUUGACAAUACCAUUAGUCUUUUGUCCAAUCUUUGGGGUCGAAAACUUAAUGUUUUACCAAAAAAUGUGCCAAAUAUAAACACAGUGACAUUGGUGCUAGUUCAGUUUUGUUUGACAUUUACACAGUUGAUACAAUUGAAUAUAGCUUGCUCAACAACUCGAUGUUAUAAAAAAGGAAUGAACAUUGUGAAACGAUUUUGUAACGUGCUUGAAAUUAUUUAAACUUGUUUCAGAUCAUUUGUGAUUAUUUAACCGAUUACAUAGGAAAAUAUUUCCUUUUCUUUAUGUUUACAAGAGUAAAAACAUCACCUUUAUACAAUAAUAAAUAUAAUGAAAACAAGAAACGGUUUCCGAUGCCUUGACCAUCCCUUCAUUGAUAACAUCUACCCAAUACCCCAUGGGGGUGUUAGUCAUUAUUCGCCUAUACUGGUGCUCAAAUGUAUUAACGUACAGGCGUGUAGAUGGUACCGGUUAUAAGGUUUACACGGCACUGCAAUCAUAGUGUUCUUAUUGAUACAUGUAUGUUCGGUGACUUGUGACUCAUGGACCUAUAUGUAAUAUUAUAUACAUUCAUGUGUACACGUUUCUAUUUUGAGACUGUGAGAUCGGCUCUCGUCUAAGCGCACAUUUCAGUGAAAUGAAUAUAUGUAACGUAAAAACAUAUGGCAUAUAUUAUGAAAUGUAUCACACGUAUAGGUUGUAAGAAACAGUGUUAAGGCUGUUCUCAAAUAUAUUGGUCAAAAUGUUUUUGAUUGUCAAAUUGUUUAUGUUGUUACUUAUAAUGUUGAACGUUUGUGUACAUAGUUUUCUGCAUGUUUUUGCAUUGUUAUGUGAUAUUGUCAAAUGGCAGUUUCCCAUUUUGCACACACGUUUCACCCUGUAGAGUUUUGUCACCGAUGUUUCUAAUAUGUCUUAAUACAUGCCCAUGUAAUAUGCUGACAGGUGAACUCAUUACAUAAUGUUCGUUUCUGGACCAGGGUUAAGUAUCCUCAUGAGUGUCUAUAUUCGAAACACGUGUUCAAAGUACACAUAUGAACGUUUUGUAUGAAACGUAGGCCUUUGUAGAAAUGUUUUGCACAUGUGAGACAAGGUCCCAGUUCAAGGGAACUACAUCAUGCUAUUUGAUCAUAAUUGUAAACGCCAGUAAUUAGAGCAUGCUGUGAACAUAAUCAUUAUCAUAUUGACAUCAGAUAUUAUCACAGCUGAUACUUAGUGUGAUUGUGGAAGCAUGUCGGUAUUUCAGACUUGUAACUUGACACUAUUACACCAGAAAGAAAACGGGAAACAUCUCAUUACUCUCUUGUUAAACCUCACGCUUGUCUGAAAUAACGUUUACAGUUUUCUUAAAUUCUCAGUUUAGAGCAAAUUCUGAUUUAAUGUAUCGUUUUCAGGUAGUUUACGUACCAUUUAUUAAAUUGUUUUGAAGAG